This is a messenger RNA of Euleptes europaea (tarantolino), 3546 nucleotides long. RefSeq names its product polyamine modulated factor 1 binding protein 1 (gene PMFBP1). The transcript has 24 exons. Bases 1 to 3546 code for a protein of 1181 amino acids. The record is from RefSeq and is a predicted model, not a curated record. Lineage: Eukaryota; Metazoa; Chordata; Lepidosauria; Squamata; Sphaerodactylidae. Gene Ontology annotation, biological process: spermatogenesis.
AUGCCCUAUGGGGAACUUUUCAAGGGGGCUGGAGUGGCUGUUUAUCAACCAACAGGGGGCCGGCUGGCUGAGGCUGAGGCCGAGGUGUGGCUGGAAGGGCUGGGGGGCAAGAGGAGCAUCCAAGCACCGAACAGCCUCUCGUUCGCUUUGCCUCCGCUUGGUGACGCGGCCCUGCUGACCGGCCGAGGAGCCCUGCCUCCCCCAAGGCCCUCCGUGUGCCUCAGGGGUCCUGGAGGCCAGGCCGCUGGGAAGAAGAGGACCGUGGAGCCAGCUCUAGGCCCACCGCCAUCCCUCCUGGCCCAGUGGAGUCCCUGCAGCCAGCAGAAGCGCCGGCCGUGCAAGGUCCUUGGCCAGGAGGAGCCCCGCUCGGCUCCCGUGGGAGCAGUGCUCACCCAGGAGGAGGAGGAGGGGGGCGGCCUCCGGGGGGAGGACCAGCCCUUGCAGGACACGCUGGGGAGGAGCCUGCGGGAGAGAAGGAUGGUGGAGCAGACACGGGUCAUCCAUCCACUCCAGCACAAGAAGGAGGCCUCCCUCCUCCAGAGCCGGGCCCAGGCCGCCCUCCUGGAGCAGCUGCAGGGGCAGGCCAAAUUGGAGCCGCUCCAAGGCCACCGCCGGCACCUGCAGCGGGAGCUGGACGUCCCCACAGGGAGCCACCAGGACACCCUCCGCCUGCUGCAGGGCCGCGAGUGGCCCGCAGAGGAGCACAGCCUGGACCCCGACCUCCUGCUGCACCAGUGCCAGAUCCUCCAGGACCAGCUCUCCUACUACGAGGAAGUGACACAGCGGCAGGAACUGGCGCUCUCCCAGCGGCAGGAGGAGGACCGGCACAGGCAGGAGCAGCUGGCCCAGGCAGAGCACAGCGUGAGUGUGCUGAAGAGCAGUCUGGACCUCUACAAGAAGAAGUACCAGGCCUCGCUGGGCAGAGCCGGGGAGCUGGAGAGCCACGUGCAACGGCUGGCAGAGGAGCUGGCCGGCCAGGCCAAGGAGGGGGACGAGGCUGCCUUGAAGCUGCAGGAGGACACCUUGGCCCGGCUGCUCCAGGAGCUGCUCGGCACCCAGGGGCGACAUCUCACCAGCCAGUGCGAAGAGAUCAUCCAGGAACUGCAGACGCAGCUGGCUGCCAGCCACACCAAGCUCCUAGACCAAAAGGAGGCAAUAGCAGACUUGCAAAGGGACCUUGCUGCCUACAAGGCCGCUCACACCUACUCCAACAGCAGCUAUGAAAGCCAGGUCCUUCACGCAGACUCCCUCCGGCAGAAGCUCCUGCAGGUGGAAGGCGAGAGCUCAGAGCACCAGCGGCGGGCGGAGGAGUACCAGGCUCUGGUCCAGGACUUGAAGCGGGAGCUCGCCAGAGUGGCCGAGCAGAAGCACAACACCACACAAGAUGUGGCUCACCUGGAGCUGGACAUCCAGAGCCUGCGGUUGGAGGCAGCAGCCAAGUGGGAAAGGCAGCAGCUGGAAGCGGAGGAGCGGCAGCAACGGGUGCAGCAGCUGGAGGCCGAGUUGCAGCAGAGCCGGCAGUGCUGUGCCCAGCAGGAGCAGGCCAUCCAGAAGCGGGACGAGGUCCUCCGCAAGUCCCAGCUGGAGAUCGUGCAUGCCCGCAGCACCCUGCAGGAGAAGGGGCGGGAGGUGGCCCUGCAGCGGGCUGGGGCCCAGCAACUGGAGACCAGCCUGCAGAGAGCCCAGGAGGAGCUGCAGCAGAGCCAACGGGAAUGCGCUGCUUUGCGCACGGAGGCACAGGCGCUGCAGCAACGCUUGCAGGAGAGCUGGGAGCAAGAACAACGAGCCGCACAGGAACUGGCGCAGCAGAAAGAGCUGGUGCUGCUCACCCAGAGUAGCCUCCGCCACACCCAAGAGGAGCUGAGUGAGCGGGAGGCUGAAGUCCUGCAUCACAGGCAGGCUGGCCGGCAGAUGGAGGCCGAGCUCCGGGGUCUCACGGACAGGGUCGCUGCUGCUGAAGCGGAACUGGAGCAGAAGAGAGGCCUGUUGGAAGACCGUACGGAAGAGCUGCGCCAGUCCAAGCAGCGGCACCAGGCGGCUGCGGAGGAGGCCAAGCGGCACCGGCAGAUGGCUGCCCAGCUGGAGCUGGAACUGGAGAGCAGCCGGGCCGGGCUGCAGGGGCUGCGGCAGCAGAUGCAGACCCAGGGGUCCACGCUGGAGGUGCUGCGUGCAGAGGUGAGCCAGCAGAAGCACCAGGAGGAGGACCUGCAGAAGCAGCUGCUCCGGGCCAAGGAGCAGGCCUCGGGGCUGGCUCAGGAGCGCAAGGCCCUGCACAAACAACUCCAGAGCAGUGAGCGCAAGGAGCAGCAGCGGAAAGGUCACAGCCUGCAGUCCGUCCUAACGGAGCGGGAGGCGGAAAACCAGGUCCUGCGAGAGCAGCUGAAACAGCAUGCAACUCAACUGGAAGCCGCCCGUGGGGACUGUGCACGCCUGCAGCUGCAGCUGCACCAGCAGGCGGCGGAGGCGCUGCAGCAGGAGGCAGCUCUGUCCCAGCUGCACUCGGAGCUGCAAGCCGCGCAGGAGAAGGAGCAGCAGAGCAGCCACUUCCUGGCCGCAGCCCAAGACCUCGCCCAGGACCUCCAGCGGCAGCUGGCCUCCAUCCAGGCCAGCCAGAGGGCAGCUCUGGAGCAGCUAGAAGAGAGAGGCCGGGAGGUGUCCCACCUACAGGCAGACCUCCAGCUCAGCCGGCACAAGGAGGCCCACCUGAAGGAAGAGCUUGCUGCCCACCAAGAGCAGACCCAGCAGCUGAGGAGCCAGUGCCAAGCCCUGCAGAGGCAGCGGGAGGAAGAGACCUGCAGCUCCGAAGAGCAGCUGGGGGAGCUGGGGCGCCGUGUGCAGCACUGGAAGGAGGAGCACCGGGCGGCCGAGCGGGCCCUGGCAGACAGAGACGAGGAGCUGGUGGUGCUCAGGGUGGAGCUGGCCACGCUGGAAGAGAAGCAGCACGCUGCAGCGGAGGAGAGAGAAGAGCUGCAGGCCGAAGCCCUCCUCUCGCAGCAGAAGUUUGUCAUCUCCAACAGGGAGGUGGAAGGCCUGCAGACCGCCCUGGAGGGAGCGCGUGCCGACACCCACUGCCUGCGCCAGGAGAGCGAGCGGAUGGUGGCCCACGUCACACAGUGGGCCCAGGAGCAGAAGCAGGUGAAAGAGCGGUUGGGCCACAAGAUCCGGGACCAGAUCAAACAAAUUGCUCAGCUGACGGGUGAAAGAGACCAUUUCCAGGGAUUAACAGAAAGACUCCAGCAGGAGAAUAAGCGGCUAAAAAACGAAGCGGACGAGUGGCGCAUUGAGCAGGAGCGCCUCAAGCUCUGGGGCAGCAGAAGGGGCGGCCCCGUCUACCACCACAAGUGCCGCUUGCCCAGUGCCAUAUGCCACCUAAGCGACCGGGGCCAGAGAGUGGCUUCCUCCGUGCCCACACCAGAGAGGGAGCAGGGCCCUCGCCUCAAGGUGGGACCAGCCCUAGGCCCCUGUCUGCAAUCAGCCACAGCUGGAGAGAGGACAGACUGGCAGCCGCCGAUCCACAUGCCAGGUCCGGCAGCUACAAUCAUGUGA